Messenger RNA from Symbiodinium pilosum, 474 nucleotides. The record is from the annotation of a GenBank genome assembly. Lineage: Eukaryota; Dinophyceae; Suessiales; Symbiodiniaceae.
GACGUGGUCUUCAGGGCUGUGAAGCCCGAACAGAUUCAGAUGGCCAUCGCCAUGCAGGGGACCAAAGAAGACCAGAAGAUCUACGACAUGGACUGGUCAGAAUGGUCACAGUCCCCGAGCGAGGCAAGCGAUGACAAAGAGCCCGUGAAUCUCCUCGCUGCUGCUGACACCUCGGACCUCCUGCGAUCUAAGGGCCUGGUGCAGGCCAUGGGAGCGAUCUCGGCGGCCCAACAGUUUGAGGACGUGAGGUCUUUGGUAGUUGACUCGUUGGCAGAUACCUUGGGCACAGACGACUUGGAUGUGAACACACCGCUCAUGCAGCUGGGCCUCCAGUCCACGGCAGGCGUGGAGUUCCGCAACAGCCUUCAGGCUUCCGUGGAUGGCAUUAACCACACGCUCACAUUCAAUUACGCCACAGUCCCAGAUCUGGUGGAGUACAUCUGGUCUCAGGCGAAUCUCAUAGCAGCCCCUUGA